GGCCGCGGCCAGGGCGGCCGGUGGGACCGCGGGUCCCCGGCGCAGCGCCGCCCGGCUCCCGGCCCUGCCGGCCUCCUCUCUCGGCGCCGCAGCCAUGGCGGCCAGCGCGAAGCGGAAGCAGGAGGAGAAGCACCUGAAGAUGCUGCGGGACAUGACCGGCCUCCCGCACAACCGAAAGUGCUUCGACUGCGACCAGCGUGGCCCCACCUACGUGAACAUGACGGUCGGCUCCUUCGUCUGUACCUCCUGUUCCGGCAGCCUGCGAGGGUUAAAUCCACCACACAGGGUGAAAUCCAUCUCCAUGACAACAUUCACACAACAGGAAAUUGAAUUCCUUCAAAAACAUGGGAAUGAAGUCUGUAAACAGAUUUGGCUAGGAUUAUUUGAUGAUAGAUCUUCAGCAAUUCCAGACUUCAGGGAUCCACAAAAAGUGAAAGAGUUCCUACAAGAAAAAUAUGAAAAGAAAAGAUGGUAUGUCCCACCAGAACAAGCCAAAGUGGUGGCAUCAGUUCAUGCAUCUAUUUCAGGGUCCUCUGCCAGUAGCACAAGCAGCACACCUGAGGUCAAACCACUGAAAUCUCUUUUAGGAGAUUCAGCACCAGCACUGCAUUUAAAUAAGGGCACACCUAGUCAGUCUCCUGUUGUAGGUCGCUCUCAAGGGCAGCAGCAGGAAAAGAAGCAGUUUGACCUUUUAAGUGAUCUUGGCUCAGACAUCUUUGCUGCUCCAGCACCUCAGUCAACAGCUACAGCCAAUUUUGCAAACUUUGCACAUUUCAACAGUCAUGCAGCUCAGAAUUCUGCAAAUGCAGAUUUUGCAAACUUUGAUGCAUUUGGACAGUCUAGUGGUUCGAGUAAUUUUGGAGGUUUCCCCACAGCAAGCCACUCUUCUUUUCAGCCCCAAUCUACAGCAUUUAGAAUGCUUUCAUCUAGCUGCAGUUUUGGUGAAUUUACUUCAGCUUUUCCUCUCCAGGCUUCCAACAGUGGAAGUGCUGGAUCAGUAAAUGCUAAUUUUGCUCAUUUUGAUAACUUCCCCAAAUCCUCCAGUGCUGAUUUUGGAAGCUUCAAUACUUCCCAGAGUCAUCAAACAGCAUCAACUGUUAGUAAAGUUUCAGCGAACAAAGCUGGUCUACAGACUACAGACAAAUAUGCGGCACUUGCUAAUUUAGACAAUAUCUUUAGUGCCGGGCAAGGUGGUGAUCAGGGUAGUGGGUUUGGGACCACAGGUAAAGCUCCUGUUGGUUCUGUGGUUUCAGUUCCCAGUCAGUCAAGUGCAUCUUCAGACAAGUAUGCAGCCCUAGCAGAACUGGACAGCGUUUUCAGCUCCGCGGCCACCUCCAGUAACGCAUAUUCUUCCACAAGUAAUGCUAGCAGUAAUGUUUUUGGAACAGUGCCAGUGGGUGCUUCUGCACAGACACAGCCUGCUUCUUCAAGUGUGCCUGCUCCAUUUGGAGCUACACCUUCCACAAAUCCAUUUGUUGCUGCUGCUGGUCCUUCUGUGGCAUCUUCUACAAACCCAUUUCAGACCAAUGCCAGAGGAGCAACAGCAGCGACCUUCGGCACGGCAUCCAUGAGCAUGCCUGCGGGGUUUGGGACUCCCACGCCCUACAGUCUUCCCACCAGCUUUAGUGGCAGCUUCCAGCAGCCGGCCUUCCCAGCCCAAGCAGCUUUCCCUCAGCAGACAGCCUUUUCUCAACAGCCCAAUGGUGCAGGUUUUGCAGCAUUUGGACAAACAAAGCCAGUGGUAACCCCUUUUGGUCAAGUUGCAGCUGCUGGAGUAUCUAGUAAUCCUUUUAUGACCGGUGCACCGGCAGGACAAUUUCCAACAGGAAGCUCAUCAACCAAUCCUUUCUUAUAGCCUUAUAUAGACACUUUACUGGAACGAACUUUUACAUGGUCACAUUACAUCUCUCCGCCUCUUGCACUGUUGUCUUGUUUCACUGAUCCUAGCUUUAAACACAAGAGAAGUCUUUAAAAAGCCUGCAUUGUGUAUUAAACACCAGGAAAUAUGUGCAAAACAGAGGGCUCCAGUAACAACUUUUAACCUGUGAAUUGGCAAAAAAAGUAGCGGUAUCAUGUAUAUUAAAAAUUGGCUAAUAUUAAGUUAUUGCAGAUACCACAUUCAUUAUGCUGCAGUACUGUACAUAUUUUUCUUAGAAAUUAGCUAUUUGUGCAUAUCAGUAUUUGUAACUUUAACACAUUGUUAUGUGAGAAAUGUUACUGGGGAAAUAGAUCAGCCACUUUUAAGGUGCUGUCAUAUAUCUUGGAAUGAAUGACCUAAAAUCAUUUUAACCAUUGCUUCUGGAAAGUUACAGAGUCAGAAUUGGAAGGUUUUAUUCAUUCUUGAAUUUUUCCUUUCUAAAGAGCUCUUCUAUUUAUACAUGCCUAAAUUCUUUAAAAAUGUAGAGGGAUACCUGUCUGCAUAAUAAAGCUGGUCAUGUUUUGCUACAGUUUGCAGGUGAAAAAAAAUAAAUACUAGAAAAUA
Mesoplodon densirostris (Blainville's beaked whale) is the source of this 2482-nucleotide messenger RNA. RefSeq names its product ArfGAP with FG repeats 1 (gene AGFG1). The transcript is spliced from 14 exons. Gene Ontology annotation, molecular function: GTPase activator activity. The coding region runs from base 95 to 1855 and encodes 586 amino acids. The record is from RefSeq and is a predicted model, not a curated record. Lineage: Eukaryota; Metazoa; Chordata; Mammalia; Artiodactyla; Ziphiidae. Gene Ontology annotation, cellular component: cytoplasmic vesicle.